GUUUGGCUCGCUUUUGGUCGCUUCACUCGCCGGGCGAAUCGGUCAAGAAGAGAGUGGAGAGAAAGAGGUAGAUCCACCGGUUCGGUUCCGAAGAGAAUGGCUCGAAAUUAGAGCGCCCUAAUUAGUGAGAAGCGACAGAGAUCGAUCGCAAGAAUAAAAUCGAAAAAAAGAGAAAUAAACUUUUCUUUCUGAGGGAAAUUUCUCUUAAUUCAGAGAUCAUCAAGCGAGAACCAACAGAGUUCUAGCGAAGCUUUUGAUUGCGCGGAUGGGAAAGGAAGACCAGAGAGAAGACUAUUGCUGCAUUUUGUGUUUUCAGUCAGCAUGAAAGCUAUCACACAUCGAGCGAAGAAAGUCGACAGCGAAGCACCUUUAUAUGCUUCAACAAACAUGUCAAGUAUCAAAAAAGCAUACGUCACAAAAAGUUUGUAAUUUCUCGCUCACGCUAGCAAGCGAAAUCUCUUUAUCUUUCGGCUGCAGGUAUAGAAAAUUCAAUCUCUAAAAAUUUAAUAACGAGCAAAUGACGGAAGAAGGUCUACGUAUCGUUGUCCCGAUCACGGAAACUAUCAAUCAGCGAUAGAUAAGUUACGAAGAAAUUGUGCGACGAGAGCAAAAAGACCUUGCAACUAAAAAAAGAAAAAUCCAUACAGCGAGUACAAGAUAGAUUGGCAGACGAGAGGAGAUGCUAGACAAUUCCUUGCAGUUUGACGAGAACGGUAAACGAGAGGAAGAAGGAGUCGCGUAUAAAAAAAAGGAUAUUAGCAGGAAAAGUUAGUAAGAAAAGUUGAGCAAAUGUAACAGACAAUCCUCUUUUCGUUGAGUACGAUCAGAUAGACGUGGAAUAGGAUUAAAAUAAGAGGCUGCAGCCAAGUGUGCGAGAGAUAAAGAGUGAGAGAAAGAAAAAUCCGGACCAAGAAAAGAAGACCAAGGAGUACUGUGUAAAAACGGCGAACUUUUGCUGCGAAGCAAUUAAAGAAAUAGUACUUGGACGCAACGAGAGCGAUGAUAAGAUAAGAAUGAAGAAAUUCGCGAUCAACUUCGGAAUUAGUGUCCUCUCUUUUUCGUUCUCCGUCCUUUUAGGCCCGCUUAUUGCGGCGAUUUCAGGCAUCUCGCCUGUAAUUGCCGAGAAGAAUGUCCUCAAUACCCCGAUGCAUAGCGUCGAAUUGACGCAAAAGGGUUACAUCCAGUUUCUUAGAUGGGCAUUACCCGUGCCGGAAAUUCACGAGUUUACAUUCUGCCUUUGGAUAAAAUCAACAGAUUUCACAUAUCCACACUCGAUCUUUUCAUAUUCGAGGAACGAGCAGGAACGUUUGAUUCGAUCUUGGAUAUCAUCGCGCGGAAGAAGCAUUCAUCUGGAAAUCGACGGCGUGGAGGUAUUUCGAAGGUCGGUUCGCAUACAAGAGCACCGCUGGUAUCACAUAUGUCAAAGCUGGGAGAACCGGGUCGGUCGUUACGCCCUGUGGCUUGACGGACAUUUGGAGUUGCAAGGUCACCUCGAGGAGAUGAUCGAGCACGUGAUCCCGGGAGGCGGUGAUAUCGUCUUAGGUCAAGAAUAUACCGACUUCGAUAAAGGGCUAGAAGAGGGCAUCGAGGGUGCGGUCUUGGGUUUUAAUCUUCUGCUGGCUUCGGCGUUCAAUUCUCUCGACAACGGCCCUCCAAGAGCCUUCCGAUCAAUCAAUGAAACUACGGAUCAGACUAUGGUUCCCCUCGCGGCAACCCAGAUGAAAAUGGCGAGGCGUGAUUCGAAUUUCAGAGCGACGCGUGCACUCGAUAGACUGGUUUCGAUGCGAUUUGCGCUCAGUCCUAAUUGGUCUCGGAGAAUUCUUCAGCAGAAUUCCUCAACCGUAUCGCCAUUAUCGCAUCGAUUAAAUAUUGCCAAUGGUAUACGAAAAAAGGAGACAUUGCCGAUCCGUAGACAGGCGAUCACUUUUGUCGAUGAUUUGAUCGGAGAAAUCGGUUUAUCCAAAAAACCAUCGGACGAUCCCUUGGGUCUACAGCUAGUAAAAUUGUCUUACGUUCGCUGCCAGCUGGGCAGAGGUAGCCCGCCCAUAGGCGAUUCGUUAAUGUUAAUUUCUUGGAGCAGAACACCCGUAAGAAUGUUCGGCGGUGCUACCAUAAAAAACGUCGGCGAUGAAUGCGGUAAAUUUUAAGGGAUUUUUCCCGAGCACACUCAUAUUGUAUCAAAGUGGAAAGCAUAUAAUUAAAGGAUGCUUUUCAUAACAGAAAAUAUACUUUGCCACAAAAACAUGAGUUUGUCAGAAAAUUUAAAAUUAAAAUUAUGA
This is a messenger RNA of Camponotus floridanus (Florida carpenter ant), 2279 nucleotides long. RefSeq lists its product as uncharacterized. The transcript is spliced from 5 exons. The coding region runs from base 1014 to 2147 and encodes 377 amino acids. The record is from RefSeq and is a predicted model, not a curated record. Lineage: Eukaryota; Metazoa; Arthropoda; Insecta; Hymenoptera; Formicidae.